AUGGUGAAGUUAAUCACCAGACUAGAAUUGGCCCAUGACGACAGGAAGCUAAUUGAUCUUAUCGCGAAUGAAGACUGGAAGCAACUUCGAACCGCAUUGAAGGAACAAAAAGACGAAUUGACACAGAUUGACAAGCGUCGUGGUUGGACCGUCCUCCAUUACAUGUGUGCCAUUCCAUCUAUUCCGGACGAUAUAUUUGCUACAGCUGUGCGAUUGUAUCCCAUAGCAACCUCCGUGCAAGGUACCUCGCCGUACUGCCAUCUACCUCUUCACGUGUUUUGCGGAGCCCAAGACCAUUCGUUUUGCAAGGUGCAGGUGCUACUAGAGCACAUGAGACCUGACGACCUCUUAGUUACGUCAUACACGAGAGGUUCCUUGUUGCAUCAUGCAUAUCGAAAGCAGGUACGGCUAUCGAUCUUGCAGGAACUCAUUCGGGCCAAUCCAAAGAUUGUUCUCUUGCGCCAUCACUUCCAACUUACCCCUCUUCAUGCAGAGCAGUACGGCUUAUUGCAAGUGAGAUACCUUCUAAGAGGAAUCAAAGUUGACGAAAGACGAUUCCAAGAAUAUUGGGCCAAGGUAGUCCUCAUUGCGACCGCUGCCUUUAAGCUGUCUACAAAUUAUGAUCCAGCUAGUAGUAUUGAAGGCAAUAUUGAAGAUUACACACUGCAUGGUCUUCAAUUCCUCCAUGCCCCGCAUUCAAUACAGCAUGCAGCUACAAUAUUACAUCCCAAAUGGGCCUCGAUACCAGACAGCCAAGGAAACUAUCCACUACACAAUGCCAUCCUCGACAUACCCCCAAAAAACAUCUUCUUGCCACCAUUUGUCAAGGAAAUCCUUGAGGCUUUUCCUGAAGCAGUAAUGAAACGAAACACUGAAGGCGAAUCGCCAAUAUUUGUUGCAAUGAGAAAAGGUAUGACCUGGGAAAAGGGCAUAAAGGACAUUGUCCGAACUCAUCCGGAAAGCCUUUACUCUACAGACCACCAGACUGGCUUGUUUCCGUUUCUGCUCGCAGCUUCUUUGAACCAAGAAGCUAACAUGGAAACCUCGUAUCAAUUGCUUUGUUCGAAUCCUAGUUUACUCAAAACGUAG
This is a messenger RNA of Cylindrotheca closterium, 1089 nucleotides long. The record is from the annotation of a GenBank genome assembly. NCBI's taxonomy places the organism in Eukaryota, Bacillariophyta, Bacillariophyceae, Bacillariales, Bacillariaceae.